This is a messenger RNA of Arabidopsis lyrata subsp. lyrata, 2476 nucleotides long. RefSeq lists its product as uncharacterized. The coding region runs from base 99 to 2162 and encodes 687 amino acids. Lineage: Eukaryota; Viridiplantae; Streptophyta; Magnoliopsida; Brassicales; Brassicaceae. The record is from RefSeq and is a predicted model, not a curated record. The transcript has 4 exons.
AAAAUUUAAGGUAUAUGAAAUGCAUAUAAUUAAUAAAAUAAUAGAUUUUGUCGAAGACGGCGACUCAAAUGGUGACUCUAGGGUUUUGAAACCCAACCAUGAGCAGGUGUUUUUCGGUUGAUUGGGGCUUUAGAAAUGGUUUAUUUCGGGUGAUUUUUGGCUUGGAGAAAGGAUUCGUGGUGAUUGUCUUUCUACGGGAUUUGGAUUGGCUCUGUUCUAGGCAAGUGAAGAUUUCUUUUCAUUUGGUAUUCAGAGGGUUGGAAUCUCGGAUUAAUCAGUUGAGGAUUUCACAGAUCUAUCGAUUUGGCGAGUUAAAGUGGAUUUGUUUCAAGGAUUCGUCAUAUCUCUUGAUUACGGAUGGUAAUUCGGAAAUCUUUAGGUGGAGUUUUGGAAAACUUAUUUUCAAAAUCUCGAUUGAUGGAUUUUCCUCUGCUAAAAGUGGUUAUGGCGAGACAUUGGUUGGUGCCAGAUUGGACCAGUUGGAAGAAUCUAUGUCUGAUCUCGUUUUGAUUCAGAUGCGAAGGCGGUUAGGAGGCUGUUAUUUGGGGAUCAGUAUGAGGAUAGCUGUGAUCAAGGUUUUGAAUAUUGGAAACUUUAAAUCAAGCAAGAUCAUAGAGAUUGUAUGGUUGGUAGUGGGCUCCAAAAAUGGAACUAUUGAGGAUUCGCGUUUUAUGGUGUAUGAUCUGUGGAGAUUCAAAAAUAAUUCUUUCGUGUUUCUCAAUUUGGUUCAUAUGGCUCAACUAGCGUUGAACAAAGGCAAGGCUGCGAUGGUACGCACAGAAGUGGUGAAGAUUUUGGGUUCUAUUUUGUCUCAAAGGAUCCAACAAUUUUCUCUUACUCUUAUUGGGAGGUUAAUGAAUCCGAGUGUCCAAAGGAUGGAUUCUCUGGUGGCGAAUAUGCCAAAAAUCUGGAAACUUGAAGAUAAGGUGACUGGGGCUGACUUAGGGAAAGGUAUAUUUCAGUUUAAUUUUCAAGCUGAAGAGGACUUGAAUGGUGUCUUGCAGAAUGUUCCAUAUCACUUUAAUGGAUGGAUGGUUGCUUUGGUUAGGUGGGAACCUAUAAUCUCAGCUACGUAUCCGUCGGCCAUAAACUUUUGGGUAAAAGUUUCUGGCCUCCCAAUGCACCUGUGGGAGGAAGCAACACUAAAGGCUAUCGGGAAAAAAAUAGGAAUAAUCCGAGAUCUUGACGUGGAUUCAGGAAGCAUCUACGUCACAGUAAAUGGCUUCAAUCCUCUUGUGUUUCAAAUGGUGGUACCCUUUGAUACAGGUGAUGAGGUGGUGGUCUCUCUGGAUUAUGAGAAAUUGGUAAAUUUCUGUCAACAUUGUUCUCGCUUAACGCAUGAUAUGGUAGUAUGUCCAGAAUUGCAGAAGAAAGCAGGGAAUAGGUUAUAUGAGGAAUAUGGUGAUCGCAGAGGUGGUCAAAGACAGCAUAAUAAUGCUAAACUAGUGUCUCAAGGACAAGAUGGUGGCUGGGAAAAACCAAGGAAACCAGCUGCGAAAAGGGCUCUGGAAUUUUCUGGUGAGGAAAUGAAUGGAGGAUUCCGCUAUCAUUCGGAGAUGGGUGAUAGUAAUAAACAAAGCCAUCAGAAAAUUGAGAAGAAUCAAGGCCCCAUUUGGGGACAGAAAAAGAGUUUUCCGGGAACUUGGGCUGAAAGUAGUGAAACCUUAGAGAAGGUUGUAGCUAGGGAUAGCUUUAAAGAAGCUCAUUCUCAAUCACAGGGAACAAGUUAUGGAAGGAAAGGAGCAGGUCCUGCUUGGCCAAAACCCUUGUACCAGCCCAAAACAGUCUCUAAGGAAACGCAGGAGACUAAAAACUCGGAGCAAGGGGAUGAUCUUGGCGAUUUGGCAAUGGAGGAUGUUCCAGAGAUGGAAGAUAAGGAUAUCAAUGCAGGCAUACAGAUUUCGGAAAGUGCUGAUGACUUACUAGAGGAUGGAGAGUGUCAAGUAGAUGAGGAAACUGACAAUCAAGAGACAAUGGAGGAAAUAACUGAUGCUGACGGACAGAUUAUCCCAGAGGGGGAAAAAAUUGGUCCUCAAGAUGAUGUGAGCAAACAAAGAGCUGCGGGUAAGAACAAACCCAAGGAGGGAGCAAAAUCUGGAGGUAUAAAUCGAAUGUCUAAGAAAGGGAUGGUGGCUCUUCCGAAACCACCGGCUCAUACGUGAAGAUAUUGAGCUGGAACUGUCAGGGAGUAGGGGCUGAUCUGACAGAGAAUUACUUAAGGGAUUUAUGGAGACAGCACAAGCCGGACAUUUUAUUUUUAUCAGAAACUAAAAAAUGUUUUUCUUAUUUACAGAAAUUUCAGUCUCAGUUUGGUUUUAAUAAUUUGUAUUCAGUCGACCCUAGCGGUGCUAGUGGAGGCUUAGCUUUAUUUUACAAUAAUGAAAUAAAGUUAGAGAUUCUUUAUGAAAGCAAUCGGAUUAUUGAUGUUAAAGCAUUUUUCGGGAAACAAAUAGUAUUUAUGUCGUUUGUUUAUGGU